Canis lupus familiaris (dog) is the source of this 1970-nucleotide messenger RNA. It is a transcript of the gene ZNF789, whose product is annotated as zinc finger protein 789. The coding region runs from base 290 to 1663 and encodes 457 amino acids. The record is from RefSeq and is a predicted model, not a curated record. Gene Ontology annotation, molecular function: DNA-binding transcription factor activity; RNA polymerase II cis-regulatory region sequence-specific DNA binding. Gene Ontology annotation, biological process: regulation of transcription by RNA polymerase II. The transcript is spliced from 6 exons. NCBI's taxonomy places the organism in Eukaryota, Metazoa, Chordata, Mammalia, Carnivora, Canidae.
CGGCGGGGACGCUGGGCUCCCCGCGGGCGCCUGAGGGCGGGCAAGUGGCGCGGGGUUCUUCCGCGUUCGCGCCCUCAGGUAGGGGUCCGCGGAGGGGGCCGACCGUGCCACCGGUCCCGCCUGGAACCUCGAUAAGGGGAGCCCGGCGCCGAUGGCCGCAGCAGGUGGACACUGAGGACUUCCUGGAGGAGGCGGCGCGCGGAGGGUCGGAGGCGCGGAGCAGCCUGAUGGCAGUGAUCCUGCCCCACCUCGGAGACCAGGACUUGGAAGGUGUAUUCCUGGCAGCUGGAUGGAAGUCUGUUUUCAGGAGUUGUUGUCCUUUGAUGACGUGGCCAUGUACUUCACCAGAGAAGAAUGGAACAGACUUGACUGGGCCCAGAAAGACCUCUACAGAGACGUGAUGCUGGAGAACUACAGAAACAUGAUCUUGUUGGAGGUCAGAGAUGCUUACUCCAUCCCCCCACCACAAUCUGCAUCCUCCACAUCUAUAAGACCUGUAGCAGCUGAAAAGAUUAUGACUGAUUUGGAUUCCAAAGGAUUUCAGUUUCCCAAACCUGAGGUGAUCUACCUGCUGGAGCAAUGGGAAGAACCAUGGAUCCUGGAUCUUCCAAGAGCUGGGACUAGGAAGGCUACCAGUAGUGCUUGUCCAGGUUCUGAAGCUAGAUGCAAGAUGAAAAAGCCAACUCCAAAGCAGAAAAUUUCAGAAGAUGUAGAGUCCUGUAAGACAUCAGUAAAGCAGAAAAUGGCCAAGAGACUUGGAGAAAAGUUACAUAAAUGUAAUGAGUUGGUGGACAUUUACAGACUCACAUUCCCUACUAUUGGUGAUGAAUGUCACAAGGACUUCCUUCAAAACCUCCACCUUAUUCAAAUUCAGAAUGCUCAAACAAGGAAGAAGCAGGGCAAAUGUGAGGAGAAUGGAAAACCUCGCAAUCAGAGAUCAUUCCUUUUGCAGCAUAAUAAGCAAAUUCUUACAAAUGCAAAAUCUUAUGAGUGCAGUGAAUGUGAUAGAGUCUUCAGGCGUCAGGCUAAUUUUGUUCGACAUCAAAGAGUUCACACAUCAGAGGAUCCCUUUGAAUGUGACAUAUGUGGGCAAGCCUUCAAACAGAAGUCUACUCUUAUUGUCCAUAAACAGUGUCACCCUCAAAAAAAGCCAUAUAAGUGUCAUGACUGUGGAAAAUUUUUCCGCCAGAUGGCAUAUCUUAUUGAACAUAAGAGGAUCCAUACCAAAGAAAAACCCUAUAAAUGUAGUGAGUGCAAAAAAACAUUUAGUCAGAAUUCAACCCUUAUUCGACAUCAGUUAAUCCACAGUGGAGAAAAACCCCAUAAGUGUCUUGAAUGUGGAAAAGCCUUUGGUCGGCAUUCGACCCUUUUGAGCCAUCAACAGAUUCAUACUAAACAGAACACUCACAAAUGCAGUGAAUGUGGACAGUCCUUUAGCCGAAGUGUAGAUCUCAUUCAGCAUCAAAGAACCCAUACCAAGGAGGAAUUCUUUGAAUGUAGAGAAUGUGGAAAAACUUUUAGUUUUAAGGCAAAUCUUCAUCGUCAUGAGGUCAUUCAUACCGGAGAAAGACCCUAUAGAUGUGACAAAUGCGGAAAAUCUUUCAUCUGGCGCACAAGCUUUAUUAAGCAUCAGGGUACUCACAGACAACAGAUACCCAUGUGAUACUAACUGGAAAAAGACCAUUUUGGGGAUCCAUGGGUGGCUCGGCGGUUUAGCGCCUGCCUUCGGCCCAGGGUGUGACCCUGGAGUCCCGGGAUCGAGUCCCAUGUCAGGCUCCCUGCGUGGAGCCUGCUUCUCCCUCUGCCUGUCUCUCUGCUUCUCUCUCUCUCUCUCUCUCUGUCUCUCAUGAAGAAAUGAAUAAAAUCUUAAAAAAAAAAAAAAGACCGUUUAAGGACCAAACCUUACCACUCUUGUAAUUAUGUGUAACUUCAUUGUUUUAUGAAAAUUAUUAAACAGGAACUGAAAUGGU